UUUAGAAUCUUUGCAAAACAAAAACCUCGUCCUUCUUGUUGGGCACCCUUAAACCCUAGACCUCAAAAUUUGUAGCAGACAAAGAAAUCUGAAGCACAUACAUACAAUAUAGAAAUGUCGGACAACGAUUCGGACGCACCUGAGGAACUCACAUACGAGCAGGGAGCACAACAAGAUGAGGAGAUAAGAAAAGUUCAGAAAGAAAAUAAGACCAGGGUUGUCCGUGAAGAAAAAGAACGUCGGAGAAAAUGGGCCCAAAACUUAACACCAAGACCAUCUCGAAAAGGUCAAAGUGCUAAAGAUGCAAAGGAAGCUGAAACACAGGAGUCUAUGGGCAAUGAUGGGAUGCUUCCAAAUGAUAUUGUUAAUGUGCUUGCAGCUCGUGAAAAAAAAGUUUUCUUAUCAGACUCAGAGGAUGAGAAGGCUGAGGUGAAGCCCACUAAAAGAAAGAAAAAAUCCAAAACCUCAGGGAUAGAAACUGUUAUUUUGAAGGACAUAGGUCCUCCUCAAUGCUUGCAGAGUUCCUUAGAGUUCUUGAAGCAAAGGAAAAUGCAAGUUUCAAGGUCAUCAUCGGUUUUGAACAAUUCCAACCAAGCUUUACGUCUUCUUUCUACUUCUGGUGUGAUAAGUAAGAAAUGACAAAUUCUUAUGUCAAUUUGUUAUUAUUAGUCUGUUGUACACUUAGUACUGAUGCUAUAGUUGUGUCAUCAAUUGCCGAGCUUGAGUGCAAGGUUCAUAAAAACAAUCCAGAGGCCAUUGUCAACUAAAUAUCAAAAUGUGGCGAAUUGCAAUUUUGCCUUCUUAUUUA
Quercus robur (English oak) is the source of this 808-nucleotide messenger RNA. RefSeq lists its product as uncharacterized. Lineage: Eukaryota; Viridiplantae; Streptophyta; Magnoliopsida; Fagales; Fagaceae. The transcript has 5 exons. Bases 115 to 639 code for a protein of 174 amino acids. The record is from RefSeq and is a predicted model, not a curated record.